AUGUCGUCAACUCCCGUGAAGAAACCGGAAAAUAAAGUGGAAGUGUUUAGCACGCCAAUCGGGGAACGCCAGCAACAGAAAAAGAAAAUGGCGGAAGAAUUUCAAGCAACUGUUCUACAACGCGGAGCCGUCAAGGGCAAAAUUACACGGAUCAGAAAUGUUCUGUUCCGGCACGAACAAUCGGAAACAGUUCCGGAUGAGUUUUUGUUGCGCACCCAGUUGAAGACGAUUGACGCUGCCUACGACGAAUUCAACCAGUUCCAGAACAAAAUUUACGCACUUUCGCCUGUUCAUGCUACGGAGCAGGAAGAUAAAUACGUUGAAUUCGAGGAGCUUUACAACGAUGUUCGAACCAGGGUGUGCAGAUUGCUGGAAGGAGCGAAACAAGAAGGAAAGCAUCAACCUCAAAUGAUCGUCCAAACAGCUCCGGUGCAAUCCCAACCAGUUCGAGUACAAUCCGCUCCACACACUCUGCUGCCCACGUUUGAUGGAAAACCAGAAAACUGGUUUAAAUUCAAGGCAAUUUUCACGGAUGUCAUGAGCAAGCACGGUGGCGAAUCGGAUGCGACGAAGCUUUACCACCUCGACAAAUGUUUGGUGGGCGAAGCUUCCGGAACAAUCGAUCAACAGACAAUCAACGACGGCAAUUUUGCAGCUGCCAUGGAACAUCUAACAGCACGCUUCGAAGAUAAAAGGAAGAUUGUCGACAUUCACGUGAGUGGCAUUCUUGGCCUCAAAUCAAUGACAUCCGAAAGUGGCAAGCAGCUACGGGAGCUAGUUGACACUUGUAAGCGGCACGUGGAUGCACUCGAAUUCUAUGAGUUUGAAAUGGACGGACUAUCUGAUAUAAUUGUCGUCAGCAUCCUGGCGUCAAAGCUCGACUUAGAGACGAGAAAAUUAUGGGAAAGCAGCAUCGAUCAUGGCGACAUUCCUCAGUAUACAGACACAAUCAAGUUCCUCACUUCCCGGAGUCAAGUACUGGAGCGAAUCGAGCCAACAAGCAAGCCCAAAAAGUUCAGCAGCAUCGCAACCACGAAAAUUCCUCCGCUGAAAGCAGCAUCUCUGGCAACAUCCAUCGAGUAUCGGUGUAAUUUCUGUGAAAAAUCCCAUCCUAACCAUCAGUGUGGGGAUUUUCUCAAACUUAAUCCGAAAGAACGCUACGAGAAGGCAAAGCAACACGGAGUUUGCUACAACUGCUUGCGGAAGGGGCAUGUCACUGCACAUUGCUCCUCUACCAUGUCCUGCAAGGUUUGUAAGAAGCGACACCACUCUACUCUACAUGUAAACUCUACGUCUAUGGUUGUCGCUGCCGAACAGACUGCUACUACGGUGCCAUCGGCACAAUCGAAUGAAGGCUCUAUGACGCCUAUUACUACGAAAGCUAUCAGUGCUUCUUGCACAAUUCAUCAGCAACAGGCGCUUCUUUGCACCGCGGUUGUGAAUGUAUAUGAUGACAGCGGAAGAGCUCAGCUGUGCCGCGUUCAGCUAGAUUGUGGCUCGCAAGUAAACCUGCUAACGGAAAAACUCGCUUCUCUACUACGAUUGAAGCGUCAAAGUGUCAACGUUGAAAUGACAGGUGUGGAUGGUACAGCGACUCGGGUCACGACCUUGGUACACGUCAACGUGCAAGCACGUAACUACAACUACACAAGUAUCAUUGAGUGUCUGGUGAUCAACAAAAUCACUGGGAUAAUUCCAGCAAAGUACAUCGAUAUUACCACAUGGCCAAUACCAUCCGAAAUGAUUUUUGCUGAUCCGGACUUCCACCAUCCUCAGCGGGUGGACAUGCUGAUUGGUGUUGGCCAUUUCUUUGGUCUCCUGAAAUCGGGUAGAGUCAAACUAGCCGAGAAUUUGCCGUUUGUGCAGGAGACAGUGUUUGGUUGGGUGGUUGGUGGUCUAGCCGACACUACUAGCUGGAGGUACGAUGUGAACCGCUGCAACGUUGUGGUACGGGAAGCGGAUUUAAACGAUCUCGUCGAACGUUUUUGGGAAUCCGAGGCGGUACCAACCGCUUCAAGUUUGUCAGUUGAAGAGACGGCGUGUGAAAAGUUCUAUCAGCAAACCUACAGUCGCGACGCAAGUGGUCGUUACACAGUGAAGCUCCCUGUCCGUAACAAUGUGAGUCAACUUGGCGACUCGAAGCAGCACGCUCUACUCCGAUUUUCUUACCUUGAGAAAAAAUUUGCCAAAGACGCUGAACUCAAGAUGGCUUACUGUGCGUUUAUGGAAGAAUACAAGCAAUUACGUCACUGCCGAGAGAUCGAUUCAUCUGAAGAAGAGGCUGGUGGAUUCUACCUACCCCACCACGCUAUACUCAAGCCAAGUUCGUCUACAACCAAGCUAAGAACAGUAUUCGAUGCUUCUGCACCAUCAAGUUCCGGUCUGUCCUUGAAUGAUACUUUGAUGGUGGGCCCUACCAUUCAAGACCCGCUCAUCGAUAUAGUGCUCCGGCUCCGAACACACGCCUUCGUGUUCACGGCUGACAUCUCUUAG
Armigeres subalbatus is the source of this 2493-nucleotide messenger RNA. RefSeq lists its product as uncharacterized. The coding region runs from base 1 to 2493 and encodes 830 amino acids. The record is from RefSeq and is a predicted model, not a curated record. NCBI's taxonomy places the organism in Eukaryota, Metazoa, Arthropoda, Insecta, Diptera, Culicidae. The transcript has a single exon. Gene Ontology annotation, molecular function: zinc ion binding; nucleic acid binding.